Messenger RNA from Suillus subalutaceus, 1140 nucleotides. Its product is annotated as mitogen activated protein kinase-like protein. The transcript has 11 exons. Gene Ontology annotation, molecular function: ATP binding; protein serine/threonine kinase activity. Gene Ontology annotation, cellular component: cytoplasm; nucleus. Gene Ontology annotation, biological process: intracellular signal transduction; protein phosphorylation. The record is from RefSeq and is a predicted model, not a curated record. NCBI's taxonomy places the organism in Eukaryota, Fungi, Basidiomycota, Agaricomycetes, Boletales, Suillaceae. The annotation marks the transcript as partial.
UUUUGCGCCGAUAAAUCUUACCGGGUUCUUGAGCUCAUCGGAGAGGGCGCAUAUGGUAUCGUCUGUUCAGCAAUACAUCACCCUUCCCAACGCAAAGUAGCUAUAAAACGCAUAGCACCAUUUGAUCACUCCAUGUUCUGCCUUCGAACAUUACGCGAGAUAAAACUUCUUCGCCAUUUCCAAGUAUAUCUCGUUCAGGAACUCAUGGAAACCGACCUACAUCGCGUCAUACGUACACAGCAAUUGAGUGACGACCACUGUCAGUAUUUCAUUUAUCAGGCAUUACGUGCCUUGAAAGCACUCCACUCCGCAGACGUUCUCCACCGAGACUUGAAACCUUCCAAUUUGUUAUUGAAUGCCAAUUGCGACCUCAAGGUAUGCGACUUUGGUCUGGCUCGUUCCGCCCGACCGCCACCAAAUGUUGCUAAUGAUAGUAGCACUUUCAUGACCGAAUAUGUCGCGACUAGAUGGUACCGUGCACCCGAGGUCAUGCUUACUUUCAAAGAAUAUACUCGCGCGAUUGACAUGUGGAGCGUUGGUUGUGUCCUCGCCGAAAUGCUCAGCGGGAAACCUCUAUUUCCCGGACGUGAUUGUAUGAUAUUUCCCUUCAUCCUUUGUCUAGUUACUCACACAGAAUACAUCCGUGCACUGCCGUUCCGCAAGAGCAAACCAUUUUCCCAGCUCUUCCCAGCCGCCAACCCUCUUGCAAUAGAUUUCUUAGAGAAAUGCCUAACAUUCAGCCCAAGACGACGAAUAACUGUUGUCGGGCUCUACAACAAACCCUUACUUCGAAGUCUCCCAUGGCCGACCCCCAUCGACCCCUCCUUCUUCGACUUCGACAAUGGCGAGGCUCUAGAAAAAGAGGAUCUCAAGGAAAUCACAAAUGCGAAAGCAUCCCAUCCAUCACUCUUGUUGACCAAAGAUGCCUAAAUGUAUUUGAUAUUGAUACCCUCUAGUGUAGCAUCGUAUUCAACGGACCUGAUAUAUGUGGCACAAUAUUAGCAAGAAAUUCAAAGGCUUGACACGGGAGCUGCUAUUCAGGACAGUUACGCAUGGCAGCGAGUAUGUAGAGUGGGCGAAAUUGGACAGCCAAUAUUACCUUCACGUACCCGGCUCCAUAAUUAUAUGCGGUUCCUGCAG